AGUGACUCACACUUAUCACGAGAACACGACUGGUUUAAUAAAAACGCUUAUUAUUAUAACCAAGUGUACCAGUGACUGUUUUAAUGUGCUUUUGUUUGACUGUGCUAAUGACAGCUAUUUUGUGCUUCCAUUCUUAUACUUACACUUCGAUUGUAACUUCGCGCAAAUUCGGUUACCUUCUGUAACCAAGGUUGUAUCCUGGCACGAUCUCGGUAUCCUCUCGAUGCCACGAGAUCGCCAGCCAAAUAUAACUCGACUUGGCCUAUUACUUGCCUUCUGGUAUUUGGCUUCUCGGAGAUUUUAUGGGUUUCUUUGGUUACGUUCAACCUUCGCCUUCUGAUUGAUUUGGCACGUGUUUCUUGGUAGCGGUGUUCAUAGUUAAUCUCAACUCGACGCCACGCUACAAGCUAUUAUUAAAUCAUGUAAGGUGCACCCGUUUUGAAUGCCGUGAAAGGGGGAAAUUUCAUAAGAUGGUUCGUCAAAAUGAUCAAAAGGUUAGGAAAUUCAUCCCUGAAUUGCAGAAACAAGCUGCCAAAUGUAAUUUCGGUGAUCAACUUCAUGUGCAACUGAGAGAUCGAUCAAUUGCAGGAAUUAACAUACCGGGUUUGGGAAGAGAACUGUUAAGUAUGCCAAACUGUUCCUUGCGUUCGUUUAACAGUGAUUCCUAUUCUCGUGUAAAUAUGAAAGGAGUUUCAACAAGGAAUUACAAAGCGAAUCACAAAGAUCUUCAUAGUGGACAUUUACGUGUUGAGAAAAUGAAGUCUUUGGCAAUGCUCACGUGUUGGUGGCCAGAGAUAAAUGCAGAUAUAUGUCGUACGGCAAACAAUUGUGAGAGAUGUCAUCAGUUUAAAAAUCAGCCUUCGAAGUGAACGCAAUGGCCAGUAUCGUCUGAGGCCUGGCAGAGAAUUCAUGCUGACUAUUGUGGUCCGUUUCUUGGUAAAUACUAUGCACUAGUAGUUAUUGAUUCUUCUUCAAAGUGGCCUGAAUUUUUUUUCACAACUUCACCAAAUUCCGAUUUCACAAUCCAAGCAUUAAGAAAGGUGUUUAGUCGAGAAGGGGUUCCUAUGGUGUUAGUCACUGAUAAUGGCUCUCACUUUGCUGCAGAUGCAGUCACUACCUGGUUGAACGGUAUGGGGUGCAAACAUCUGUUUACUGCCCCCAGACAUCCUUGUUCUAAUGGUCAGGCAGAAAAUUUUGUUAGGACAGUAAAGACUGCUAUUGGUUCUAUAACCGCCUCAACAUUUAAUGGGCUGGAGAGGGGAGUAGAUACCUUUCUAUUGCAAUAUAGAAAUGCCAGACAUUCGGUGACGAAGGAGACUCCAGCGAAGCUAUUGAAAGGAAGAAUUCUUCGGUCAAAUAUGAGGUGUUUGGAGUCUGCAGAAGUUACAUACCGUCGAGGAAAUUAUCUUCGACCAUCUACGGGUAUUGUUCUGAAGAAUGUCGGAAAAUCGAUGGUGCGAAUUCUAGUCAUCAAUGACUUAGGUACACACAGUCGACAUGUUGAUCAAAUACGAUUUCAGGAACCAGUGAGUACAUUCUAGAUAAUACAGAGUCUUUAUCCAACACAAUGUCGGACAGACUCAGGAUGAAUUUAAGAAGACGUACGAUUGAUUACAAACACCUAGACCCCAACUCAAGCUGUGGCGGAUGUGGUGUUUGAAUGAACUAAUGAUCCCAUUGUACUUGUUGGAUGCUUGAUUUCAAAUUCUAAAUACAAUACAUUCGUUCGUGCU
Schistosoma haematobium is the source of this 1733-nucleotide messenger RNA. RefSeq lists its product as uncharacterized. Lineage: Eukaryota; Metazoa; Platyhelminthes; Trematoda; Strigeidida; Schistosomatidae. The transcript has 3 exons. Bases 471 to 869 code for a protein of 132 amino acids. The record is from RefSeq and is a predicted model, not a curated record.